UAAAACACACAAAACGAGGCAAAAGCUCCCCUUCUCUCUGUAUCCACUAAAUAUUUAGAUUCCUUUUUUUUCACUGUUUUAGUGUUUUUUUCUUUCAUUUGUUUCUGUCAUUUCAUUCAUCUCUCAUUUCCCUUCUUCACAAAUCUCUGCAACAACAAAAAAAAGUUUUCAAUUUCGUCACUGGGUUAGCGGCAAUCUCUGCAAACUUUCUCAUUGGCUGUAUCUUCCACUUGCUCCAAGAAAUGGGUUUUCUUUACUAAAAUGGUUUCAUCAAGCUUAACCCAAAGUUGGGUUCUUUUUUGUUCUUGCUCCAAAUGGAUAUUAAUUUCAUGAACUAGAUCGUUUUGUUGUUGGUGAAAAGGGGAAAAAAUGGGUAGUGGAAGCUCAAAAGCUGAUAAAAAUGAAGCCUUGCGUUUAUGUAAAGAGAGGAGGAGAUUCAUAAAGCAAGCUAUUGAUUCAAGGUAUGCACUUGCGGCUGCUCAUGUUUCUUAUGUUCAAUCUCUUAGAAAUAUUGGUAUAGCUUUAAGAAGAUUUGCUGAAGCUGAGGUUUUGAUAGAGUCUUCUUUAUUAACCUCGGCUACCGAGCCUGAUAAAACCCCUUCACAUUCUUCAUACCCUUCACCAUCUCCUUCUCAUUUAGGAGCUGAUGUUUGUGAUUCACCAUUGGAGAAUGAAAGUCCCAUUUCUCCGGUAACCACGAAUUUGAGUUACAUGAGAGCAGGGAAUAGUGCUGCUUUGACUGUUAAGGUUAAUCCUAAUAAUGGUGGUGGUUGUUUAGAGGAUGAGUCAUUGGCAAUGGCAAUGGCAAUGCCACCGCCCCCACCUCCUCCUUUUGAGUCUGGUUCUUGGGAUUUUUUUGGUCCUGUUGAUGAUAGUGAGAGCUUUAGAUUUAUGGGGAAUAAUGGGGUUGAUUUGGAUUUUGAGGAUUUGAGAGGGUGGGGAGAGUUUAGGAAUAAAGGGUUUGAUCAUGGUGGUUUGGAUGAAAACAAUGAGUUGAAUGAAGGGCCGGAAUCAGAGAGAAAAGCUGUUGUUGAAAUGUCGAAUAGUUCCGCAACUCGUAAGUAUAGCCGUGGUAGAUCAAUGGAGGAUGAUACAUUUUUUAUUGGAUUAGGGGGAGGAAAUGGUGGUACUAGGCAGAUAAAUGACAAGGAGGUGGAUCAUAAUGUCAGUGGUCCAAGUGAAACUUUGAUGAGCAAAAGUGGGCUCGAACAAUCGAGUUCGAAGAAAGGAAAAGCAAUGGCAGAUAAAGAUUUAUCUACUGAAAGGGAAGAUCCUUCUGAGUUUAUAACCCAUAGAGCUAAGGAUUUUCUUUCAAGCAUAAAGGAUAUCGAACAUCGAUUCUUCCGAGCAUCAGAAGCAGGUAGGGAAGUCUCCCGGAUGCUUGAGUCUAACAAAAUCAGAGUUGGAUAUUCUGAAGCCGAAGGGGGAUCCUCGGCAUUGCUGGCAGCUUUGCAACCUGUUUGCUGCCGUGGAAGGACUGGUCUGGUUUCUCAUGAGCCGGUGCUACAUGUAACCAAAGUCAUACAUUGGAAGAGGUCAGCAUCUUCAAGGUCUUCUUCAUCAAGGAAUCCACUAGCCACGGCCUCUAAAGACGAUGCUGAUGACAGUGGAAGUGAUUUUGUUGAAGAGUUCUGCAUGAUUUCCGGUAGUCAUUCAUCCACCUUGGACAGACUUUAUGCAUGGGAAAGAAAACUCUAUGAUGAAGUGAAGGCUAGUGAAUCUAUCAGGAAGGAGUAUGAUCGAAGAUGUGAUCAGCUCAGACACCAGUUUGCUAAGGAUAUUAGCACCCAAGUGAUUGAUAAAACGCGGGCAGUCGUUAAGGAUCUACAUUCCCGAAUUAGAGUAGCACUUCAUUCUGUUAAUACUAUAUCAAAGAGGAUCGAGAAAAUGAGAGAUGAAGAGCUGCAGCCACAACUUGUAGAGUUAACUCAAGGGUUUCUUAGGAUGUGGAAGGCCAUGCUUGAAUGCCAUCAUUCACAGUACAUCACCAUCUCGCUGGCAUACCAUGCAAGGAACUCGACGGAUGCGCCACAAGGAGAUGCACGCAGGCAGAUUAUGGUGCAACUUCAGCAAGAGAUUGAGUGCUUUGGCGUAAGCUUUACAGACUGGGUUAAUAGCCAUGCAUCUUAUUUAGAAGCUCUGAAUGGUUGGCUGCAAAACUGCAUCAUAGAACCUCAGGAACGUUCUAAGAAUCGGUAUCCAUUCUCACCUCAUCGAUAUCUGGGAUUCGGACCACCGAUAUUCGUUCUGUGUCGUGAAUGGUCAGCUGGGAUAAAGGCCUUACCAGCCGAGGAACUUAGUGCUGCCAUCAAAGCCUUCUUAUCCGAUAUUUGUCACUUAAUGGACCAACAACUAGAACAACAACAGAAGAAAGACAAAUCAGUUGAUGCAAACAACGGAGAAUCAGAGAGCAGAGAUGGUCUUAACUUGUUAACGAACGGUGACACAACUGCUGACGUAUCUUCAAACUUGUGCUGCAUACAGGCAAGCUUGACUCGGGUUCUCGAUAAACUAAACAAAUUUUCUGAGGCCUCGGUGAAAAUGUAUGAGGAUGUUAGACAAAAAAGUGAUGCAGCUCGAAUUGCAUACCUCAAAUUGCAGGCCAACUAGAUUCAAUGUAAAGCUAUGUAAUGAUGAAAAUAUAAGCAUUAUUAAUAUUCAGGUUUUGGAAAUAGAUGGCUGUAAAUUAGAGUUGCAAGUAAACCAUGCAGGACUCAAUAAUCUGCAUUAUUAGUUCAAAACCAAUUUUUUCCGUUGUUU
This is a messenger RNA of Gossypium raimondii (Peruvian cotton), 2760 nucleotides long. RefSeq names its product protein ALTERED PHOSPHATE STARVATION RESPONSE 1. The transcript is spliced from 5 exons. NCBI's taxonomy places the organism in Eukaryota, Viridiplantae, Streptophyta, Magnoliopsida, Malvales, Malvaceae. The coding region runs from base 370 to 2610 and encodes 746 amino acids. The record is from RefSeq and is a predicted model, not a curated record.